Messenger RNA from Geosmithia morbida, 717 nucleotides. Its product is annotated as RecQ-mediated genome instability protein 1. NCBI's taxonomy places the organism in Eukaryota, Fungi, Ascomycota, Sordariomycetes, Hypocreales, Bionectriaceae. The transcript has a single exon. Bases 1 to 717 code for a protein of 238 amino acids. The record is from RefSeq and is a predicted model, not a curated record.
AUGGACCUCACCGACCAACUAAGGUCCUUCAUCCUCUCCCAAUCCCUCCCACCACCAUCAUCAUCCCUCCUAACCUCACUCACAACUGCACGCAACCCGCCGCCGCCACUCCCUUCCCUGGUCGCCACCGCCCGUGCCCGGCUGCUAGCAUGCGACCUGUCAUCUAGCUCCCUGGUCGACUCGUUGUCCAUGACGGCCCUGCCGUCUUCCGCAUGCGAUCCGUCCACCAGGGAGAUGUGUCUGGCUACGAGCGUGCACGUCCAGGUCGUCGACGUGGAGAACCUUAGCCUGAGUCGCUGGGAUCAGGCCGAGGAGCUCGAGUCGAUCGAGAGGGGCGAGCGCACCCAGGGAAGACAGGUCAUCCGCGUCGAGGAUAAUGACGAUGGUGAGCCAGCAGGUGGUGGUGAUCAGACACAGCAGCGGGCUGCCGGGGGAGGAGGAGGAGCAGGAAAGAAUGCUAUGCAUAGACUUACACUGCAGGAUUGUAGUGGUACUCGCAUAUAUGCCCUCGAGGUGUGGCGUCUGCCGGUCGGUCUAAAUACCACGGUUAUUGGGGAGAAGAUCCUCCUCAAGGCUGGAACCCUCAUCGCUAGAGGCACAGUGCUGCUCACCCCCGACUGCUGCGUCUUUCUGGGAGGCAAGAUUGAUGCUUGGAAUCGGUCUUGGGCUGAAGGGAGACUGGCAAGGCUCAAGGAUUCAGUGGGAGCUAAUAUAUAA